Messenger RNA from Cucurbitaria berberidis CBS 394.84, 1179 nucleotides. Its product is annotated as EF-hand. Gene Ontology annotation, cellular component: intracellular membrane-bounded organelle; cytosol; membrane. Gene Ontology annotation, molecular function: calcium ion binding. Bases 114 to 1037 code for a protein of 307 amino acids. Lineage: Eukaryota; Fungi; Ascomycota; Dothideomycetes; Pleosporales; Cucurbitariaceae. The record is from RefSeq and is a predicted model, not a curated record. The transcript has 3 exons.
CACGGCCGCCGCCGCCACCACCACCACCACCUCAGCUCUGGAGCGCUCCCGCCCUUCACCAUGAAGAUGAUCAACCAUGUUGUGAAGGACGAGCAACCGGCCAAGCAUUCUGCAUGGCUUCUACAGUCAAGCGCUCAUAUCCUCAACUCGACAACCCACGUUCGACCGCAAACCGCGCAACCAUGCAAUCACAACUUGACAAGCACAAGGACGAGUGCGAACAAGCGCUGCCCAACAGACCGCUCGGAUCGCAAGACAUACCUCUCCUCGCCCAUGCACACGCGCCGCUCAACUUUGCCCGCCGACAUAACGUUGACGUACCCCGCCAUGACGAGCCCGGAUACGCCCACUAUCAGGCCAUGCAGAGAGUCGCCUUCGCCAACGCCGUCCGAGAGCUUGAGAAGGAGCUGGGAUCGCGCAGCAAUGUGGAACACCUAGAACUAGAGAAUGCGAGGCUGAUUAUACGACAUUAUAGCCAAAGCAAGCUCUCCCAGCAGGAGCUCGCCGACCUCCAAAAAGCAACCCACUUCGACAAGAAGGAGCUGCAGCAAUGGUACAAAGGCUUCUUGAAGGACUGCCCAUCGGGCAUGCUCACCAAGGAGGAGUUCCAAAAAAUCUACAAGCAGUUCUUCCCCUUUGGCGAUCCGUCCUCAUUCGCAGACUACGUCUUCAACGUUUUCGAUGCGGACAAGUCUGGCACAAUCGACUUCAAGGAGUUUAUUUGCGCCCUGAGUGUCACGAGCAGGGGCAAGAUGGAGGACAAGCUUGACUGGGCGUUCCAGCUAUAUGACAUCGACGGCGACGGCAAAAUCAGUUACGAGGAGAUGCUCGCGAUUGUAGAAGCAAUCUACAAGAUGGUUGGUUCCAUGGUCAAGCUCCCCGAAGACGAAGAUACCCCGGAGAAGCGCGUUAAGAAGAUCUUCCGGAUGAUGGACAAGGACGAGAACGGCAGCUUGGACAUGGCCGAGUUCAAGGAGGGCUCCAAGCGCGACGAAACCAUUGUUUCGGCACUCUCCCUAUAUGACGGACUUGUGUAAACUAGGGGUCGAUACCCAGUGUCGUUUUCUUGUGCCUUUUUGUUUGCUUUCGAUAACAGCGCAUUUGUGGAAUUUCUGACAUGCUUUCGUUCCACUUCUGUAGGGUGGCGGAGGAAGCUUUGACAUCGCCACGGCGUACGGG